AUGACCGCGUGGUUUUUGAGUGUGGCGUGUUGCCUGCUGGCGUCCCGCGUGUCGGCCGCGCCCGCCUCCGCGUUUGCCACCGCUAGCUCCAACGACGAAGUGCUAUCUCAGUCCACCCUGCUCCACACCGCGGAUCAUGACGUCACGAGUCUCGGGGUGCUUUUCGGAGAAGGUGAAGAAGUUGUGUUCUUUAUAGAAUCAGACGUUAAAGAACGAGGAGAGAGAGUUGACUACGGCCUAUACGCGUUGACUAAAGACCCCAAAUCUAAACGUAUGGUCUCAACUAAACUCUUGGACAGCGCCCGAGACAUCGCUGUAGCUUCUUUAACCAAUGCUGCGUAUUUCGCCGCCAAAGACGGAAUAUACGUUUACGAUAAAAAGAAAAACUCAGCGGAAAAAUACGGGUCGGUCAGUGACGAUGUGAUCUCGAUCGCGGCCGAAAACGGUACCGGAGUGCUGUACUACGUGAACAAGCAGCAUCAACUCUAUAAGGUUAGCGAGGGACAGAAGCCUACAAUCAUUGAUGCGGUCAAGAACGCCGAGCAGUUCACGCUUGACAAAAAGGGUCACCUGUACUUUUAUACGACCGACAAAAAGUUCUACGUGUACGACGGACAGAGCGUGAAACCAGUUGAAGGCAUCCCUAGCAAUUUGAACAAAGUGUGGUUCGUGAGGACCCCGCUGUUUGUGGAAGACUAUUGUUUAGUGAACGGGGAAGAUGAGUAUUACCAGAUAUGGGGGAACGCGACCGCGGUGGGCGCGGGCAGCAGCCGCGGGUCGUUCGCCGUCAGCGCCCUGUCGGUCGACACCGGUUUCUUAGCGUACUUCGCGACCGACAGGAAGAUCUACGAGUUCAACGUCUUAGCGAAAGUUGUAGCAGGCAUCAUGGAUGAACUGUCCAAAGGUUUAAAACCAAUGCUGGAGAAUAUCCGGCCAUCGUUUUCAGGCGACAUUAACACAUUCGCCCCAAUGCCUGCUGAGACCGGUUCACGGGUAUCUAUUGAUGUACCCGUGAAUGGGAGCCAGCAGGCGUUCUGCGCUGUUGGCUUCGGCCCCACGCACGCCUCGCCUCCCAAAGAUCCGGGACCCCAUGGUCCUGAGAUAUGGUAA
Molecule: messenger RNA, 1110 nt
Organism: Cydia amplana
Lineage: Eukaryota; Metazoa; Arthropoda; Insecta; Lepidoptera; Tortricidae
Exons: 2
Coding region: 1-1110 (369 amino acids)
Source: RefSeq, a predicted model, not a curated record